This is a messenger RNA of Sphaeramia orbicularis (orbiculate cardinalfish), 1950 nucleotides long. RefSeq names its product cell growth regulator with ring finger domain 1 (gene cgrrf1). Gene Ontology annotation, biological process: negative regulation of cell growth. The record is from RefSeq and is a predicted model, not a curated record. The transcript has 6 exons. Bases 6 to 1043 code for a protein of 345 amino acids. NCBI's taxonomy places the organism in Eukaryota, Metazoa, Chordata, Actinopteri, Kurtiformes, Apogonidae.
UGGAAAUGGCAGCGGUUUUCCUAGUAAUGUUGUACGAGUACUCUCCGCUGUUUUACGUCAGUGUGGUUUCUUUGUGUUUCGUUGUUACCGCCGCCAUGGUGCUGGGAUGGUUCGGCUUUGACGUUCCAGUGAUCUUACGCAACUCUGAUGAAACAGAGUCUGUCCUUCCAACUCCUGAAAAGCAGAUGGUUCAGGUGACCAACCCUUUUGCCCUGGAGGUGGGCUCCGGACCGGCAUCUGUGACCAGUGGCGUAUCUGUGCGGCCCUGCUGCCUGGAGCCCUGCGUCCUCACCUGUUUCUGGGGCUGUGAGGUGGCGGCUCUGCAGGGGGCGCUGCAGGCCCACCAGCACGGCCCAAGACUCGACACCCCCCAACGCUUCCAGGACGCCCUACGCCAUCGCUACUGCUACAGCCAGAGCUUCCAAAUCAACACAGAUGACCAAGAGGAGCGCAGCACUCAGAUCCCCCCAGACCAGGGCGUCACACACUUCGGCCCGUUGCCGAGGGACCGGUACCCACUGGUGGCAUUACUGACACUGACAGACGAACAAACCAGAGACAACUUCAACAUAGUGUCCAGUGUGACCGUCGUCCAUGUCCCUGACCAGUCGUACCCUCUGUCUGCUCGUGUCCUCUUCCAGUACCUCCUCACUGCACAGGGCAGCAUGUACGAGCUGAAGCCUCUGUUCAUGUCAGCUGACAGCAGGGGGGAGUCCAGCCCCCCAGGUCCAGACCACAGCACACCUCCCACUAAAGCCAACAAGGAGGACGGACCGCAAGAAGAGGGCAGUAAAGAAGAGCCAAGUCCAGCACUGGAGUCAGAGGAGGACCAGGACCAGGACCAGGAGGAGCAGGACCAGAGUCAGAGGAGGCGCAGGGACUGUGUGGUGUGUCAGAAUGCAGCAGUGAACAGAGUCCUGCUGCCCUGCAGACACGCCUGUGUGUGCCACAGCUGUGUGGCCCACUUCCAACACUGUCCCAUGUGCAGGGCCUUCAUCAUAGAGUCCUUCGCUUUGUCAGAGGGAGGGGCUGCACAGCACUGACCCCCAUACGGACCCCCUUACAGACCACCAUACAGACCCCCAGGGGUAGCCCUCAUAUGAAACCAUAACCACAGGGAUCAGGGAAGACAUUCAGCUGGACUGUCAUCCAUGUGGAACGUCCAGUCCAUGUGGUCCAUGUGGUAGGUCCAGUCCAUGUGGUAGGUCCAGUCCAUGUGGUCCAUGUGGAACGUCCAGUCCAUGUGGUAGAACCUGUCCAUGUGGUAGGUCCAUCUCAGAGGUUGCGCUAGACAUUUUUAUUGUUCGUCAUUUUGACGGACAGGGUUGUAAAAAUUCCAUCAUAACAUUAUUAUUAUCCGUCAUUUCAAAUUUUUUAUUUUUUAAUGAUAAUGAGACAUAUUUAGUAGUAUUUAAUGUUCAAAAACAUCUCAGUGAUGCAGCAGCUGUAGUUGCUGCUGGCUGAUAAACCAACCUGAUAUCACAACUCACGUAAUUAUAUAUGCCACUUUGAACUGGUGUGUUAUCUGCAGACAUUCUAAACUUUCCUUGUGUUUGUUCACACACUGUCCAGUCCCAUGCACUGAGGGUUAGAGUUCAGGUUCUGUGAAGCACAGAUCUGGAAACAAAUGGACAUGCCAUCUAAUAACACAUGGAAGGUAGAACAUGUGUACGUAUAACACACCAAAUGAAAGAAGAACUGGAGUAUUCCUUGCUUGUCCUUCAUCCUUCACCACAUCAGUUCUUCUUUUUUCACUGCGUUUAUCAAUGCCGUCACAUUUACUGGGCUUUAAAAGAACUGAGUGAACUGGGCUGUCUGCACAGUUUGAACUAAAGGAGCAUCGAAUUUAGGCUGAAGUCAGAGAAAUGACGACAUAAGACUGGACAGGGUCUACUACAGGUGGACUAUGUGGACAGGGUCUACUACAGGUGGACUAAGUGGACAGGGUCU